Trichoplax adhaerens is the source of this 1425-nucleotide messenger RNA. RefSeq lists its product as uncharacterized. Bases 1 to 1425 code for a protein of 474 amino acids. Gene Ontology annotation, molecular function: transmembrane transporter activity. The transcript is spliced from 16 exons. The record is from RefSeq and is a predicted model, not a curated record. NCBI's taxonomy places the organism in Eukaryota, Metazoa, Placozoa, Uniplacotomia, Trichoplacea, Trichoplacidae. Gene Ontology annotation, biological process: transmembrane transport.
AUGACGAAUAAUAAAAUGAAGUCAACGCGGAGAAAGACCAUGAUAAUGAUCACGCUUUGCGUUAUUCAUAUCCUCUGGGGCAUGACCUAUAGCUUUUCGGUGUCAUUUUUUCCUCGUGUUGCGAUUAAACAUGGUUUAAGAAUAUUUGAAGUUGGUAUCGUUCUAGCAAUGUCUCCUUUUGCUGGGUUUAUCACUUCAUCCUUCUGGUCUAUUUUGUUACCAUCUACUGGAGCAAAACACAUGUUUUGGGCUGGAAUGACCUUAGAAGGCGGUUGUGUUAUUCUUCUUGGAGCUUUAUGCUACAUCUACGACAGAAUAACAUUCUUAGUCUUGGCAAUAAUUCUUCAAUUCUUUCAAGGUACCGGAGCAUCCAUGCAAGAUGUCGUUGUUGAGUCGACAGUGAUGGUCAUUUAUCGUGACAAUAUUGCGUCUGCUAAGGGCUUCCUAGAAACUUUCGCAGGAAUUGGAUACGCUAUUGGACCUCUUAUAGGAGCUGGCUUAUAUCAUGCUGGCGGAUACCCUUUACCGUAUAAUGUUAUAGGCGGUAUUACAAUUGUAGCUGCAUCUUUAGCCACUUGUGUUCUACCAAAUGUUGGUGAUAAGCGUGCAGCGCCGUGGAAGUCAAUGAUUAAGUUAGCUAAAAGUCCUUAUAUUAUCUUAUUAUGUUUAGGAGUAUUUAUUUCCGUAUCAACUCAAUCUUUUUUGGAAACUAACUAUUCUGUGUAUUUGAAAAUCUUUCAUGUGGGUAUCGUGAAAUCAGCGACAAUAUUGUUGCUAAUAGCGGUUUUCUACGCAAUAACUGGCAUGAUUGUUGGCUUCGCUGCUGAAUAUUUUGGCUAUCGAAAAUUUAUUAUAUCUGGAUUAUUCCUAGCUGUAGUAGGGCUACAGCUUAAUGCAUCUUUUCCAUACUGGCACAUUCAACCCAAAUUGUGGCAUUUUAUAGUUGGUACUUCCAUAAUUGGUGUCAGCCUUGGUGCAGUAAUGAUGCCAGUCAGUGCUGAGGUGGUGCAAUACGCGAGAUUUAUUAAUAUUCCCUUAAAUAAUAGUAAAACCGAUAUCGGAGAUGACCUUGGUGUAUAUUCCUCGGUAUCUGGAUUACUUCAGAUCUCACGCUCAUUAGGAAUGAUCUGUGGCCCAAGUGUCGGAUCUACUUUAACUUCUAUUCCAACGAUAGGUUAUUCAUGGACAGCUUCGAUAUUUGGUUUUGUCACUCUCUUGUUGCUCUUGAUUUUUACUGUUUACAUUAUAUUUGAAAAGAAAUGGCAAUCAGUAAAUUCAACUAAAGUAAUAGAUGAUUCUGGGACAUACGAAAAGUUGCCUAGCAUUGAAGAAAUAGAGGAAAACCCUGCAUAUCUUAAAGAUGAUGAUGAAAGCAGCUCGAUGGAGCUAAAAAUCGCGAAAGAUAUUGUAAAAAUAAAUAAAUGA